AUGUCGCAUGCUCGAAGCUUCGCCGUCUUGCUGCUGCCAGCGGCGCUCUUGGCAGCCGUGGCUUUCGUUGCCCCUCGAGCGCCGGCCGUCGCCAAAUCUCCGAGAGUGGUGACCAGAGCUGGAGAGGAGAGGAAAGAUUUUUUCGACGACUCCGUGCCAGAGUGGCGCUCGGGUAUUGCUGGCCGCAAGGGGGCAAUUGGCUUCCUCGGUUUCCUGACGUUGGUGAUCGCUUAUCUUUUCACGAAGGAUCCGGAAGUGCGGCAGAUCAAAAUCUGCGUUCGCAGCAAGCAGUUCGAGAAAGACUUCUUCAACGAUCCUGCCAAAGCCGAAUGGGCGAAGCAGAAAGGCUACAAGGCACUGCAGGACCCCGACUGCAAGGAGUGGCCGGAAGUGUGGGAAAAGAUCAAGCCUUUCUGA
This is a messenger RNA of Symbiodinium sp. CCMP2456, 417 nucleotides long. NCBI's taxonomy places the organism in Eukaryota, Dinophyceae, Suessiales, Symbiodiniaceae. The record is from the annotation of a GenBank genome assembly.